Molecule: messenger RNA, 595 nt
Organism: Aspergillus heteromorphus CBS 117.55
Lineage: Eukaryota; Fungi; Ascomycota; Eurotiomycetes; Eurotiales; Aspergillaceae
Exons: 1
Coding region: 192-527 (111 amino acids)
Source: RefSeq, a predicted model, not a curated record
UUCUGCCUCGGUAGCUUCAAGCUGGGGAAUUACCACCUCAGCACCUCAAUCUUUAUUACUUCUUUCUUUCCUUCUCAAUUCUCCACUUAUCUGUCUACUUACUUACACAAGAAGCGACAGACAACCCACCAACCCACCGCAUCCUCACCACCGCACUGCAUUCCGAAAAACAAACCACCCCACCACCCGCCAUGCCUCCAACCCCAAUCCCCAUCCCCAUCCCCUCCUUCUGCCUAAGCCAACAAUCCCUCCUCGACAUCGAACACGCCACUGAAAUCGCCUCCUCGCACCUCUCCACCUCCAACCCCACGUCCGCCAGCCCCAGCACCCGCCGCACCCUCCAAGCGACCGGCCACGCCCUCACAGGGAUAGUCCUCGUGCAGAGUCGGACGGGACUCGGGGGCCGCACGGUGGGAGAGUUCGGGGUUGAUUCCGCCGUUACGAAUACCAAAUCCAACAAUACCAAUAGCGAUAAUAAUACCAAGGGGGGAAAGAUGGGGAGCUGCGACUUGCGGCGCACGGGAUGAGGGUGGGUGAUGUGGUCAGGGUUUGUGAGAUAGUUUCGGGGAAGGAGAAGGAGAAGGAGAAGGAUAGG